AUGGAUAUCCACGCCGAUAGAGGCCCAGUUCUCAUCGGCAGCGUCUUCCCCGUUGCGACGGUGGCGACGCUGGCCGUCGUGGGGAGACUCAUCUCGCGACGCAUCAAGAAUCAACCAUGGCGCAUGGAUGAUUAUAUGGUGAUUGUGGGUUUGGUUUUGACCUGGGGAUGUGCCGUAUGCGCGACUCUCUGCGUCCAAUACGGCAUCGGCAAGCACCUCGAAACUAUCAACACCACCUUCCCUUAUGUUAAAUUCUGGAAAACUCUCUACGCAUUCAACCAGGUGUAUGUGGCCACGGGACCAACGAUCAAAAUCUCCCUCCUGCUUCUGUACCGUCGUAUCUUCGACACAGCGCUUUUCCGUCUCGUCGUCUUCUGGCUGGUCUGCGUCAACAUCGCCUGGUAUCUGGCUAUGAGUCUCUCGGGGGUUUUCACCUGUCUCCCCGUGAAAGGGUACUGGAUCACUGACCUUCCAGGACGCAAGUGUAUGAGUCUGUUGAAUUAUGAUAUCGGAUACGCGGUGGUGAAUAUUGUGCUGGAUGUGUUCAUUCUCAUCUUGCCGGUGCAUAUGAUCUGGCGGUUGACUUUGACGGCGUCGCAGAAAAUUGCAUUGACAUUUAUUUUCCUCCUGGGCUCGUUUGCCUGCGUUACAGCCCUCAUGCGUCUCCUCGUCUCAAUCCUGCACGUCAACGAUCCCGAUCUUACCUGGGUCUACCUGGACGCACUCAUCUGGACCGUUGUUGAACCCUCUGUCGCCGUCAUCUGCGCAUGUCUACCCACGCUCCGCCCGGUGUUAUCCUACCUCCUCCCGCGAAAAUUCUCCCUUAGCACAGCCAGUCGCAAAUCCAAGACCGCAUACGGAGCAUCCGGAUACCCGAAGGGAUCAACAACACAUUCGACAGAUCCGCAGCUGUUGGCGCGCUUGGACGACUCGGGAUCCAUGAAGGCGUUGAACCAGACCACCGUACAGGGUGGCACCGGCGGCGAUGACCAUGAUAGCGAGGGAGGCAUGGAGGGGAUUACAGUGAGACAUAGUAUUGAGCUGAGGGAGUAUCGCUAG
Molecule: messenger RNA, 1059 nt
Organism: Aspergillus tanneri
Lineage: Eukaryota; Fungi; Ascomycota; Eurotiomycetes; Eurotiales; Aspergillaceae
Exons: 4
Coding region: 1-1059 (352 amino acids)
Source: RefSeq, a predicted model, not a curated record